CUGAAACUCAUUAGACUGAGAACAGAUUUAGAAUCAAGAUUUGCCAAGAGUGGAAGGAUAACGGAACUCAGGGACGAGAUUGCCGAAGCACUUCAGCGAGAGAGAAUUACUCGGGACGCUCAACAAUGCCGAGACAAAUGGGAGAAGCUCACAGCAGGAUACAAGGAAGUUCGAGAUGGUGUUAAGGAUAGGGAAGACAAUCCAUUCUAUGAUGAACUUCAUCCGUUGCUCUUAGGGAAGUCUUUGAAGCGGGAGCAAGAAAGGGAUAAGGAUACUUUUGGAAGCGGCAAAGAAGAUGUUGGGCGAGACUACUCAGAAGAGUUGAGUCGAGAGCUGGUAGUGGAUGGUUUUACCAGAGAGAUUGAUAAAGACGGUCUGUGUAGGAAUGGAGCCAGAGGAAGAAAAACGUUCAAAGACAACGAUGACGACGGAGACGAGGCGGAGGCCAGAACUCUGUCAAGAAAGAAGAAAGGGUCCUGAAGAGAAAGAGGGUAAGUGGCGAGCUGAAAAACGAGCUCAACGGGGCAUUAUCAACAAUGCGAUGAUAGUUCUCGCUCAGAAACUAGUUGGCGAUCGCGUUAGUGCGGUCGUAUCUGGUGUUGCUGGGCCAUUGGUAGUAGAGAGUUUGGAGGGUCCUCAAGGUCCAAAGAGAAGGUCCAAGAACUGGAAAAGAGUUGAGGUCCUUCAGCUUAUCAAGUUACGGGGGGAAAUGGACAGUCAAAUUGUAAAGUCUACAAGAAGAGCCGCACUCUGGGAAGAGCUUGCGGAGCUGCUGGCCGCGCAAGGUAUCAAAAAGAACGGCAAACAAUGUCAAGAGAAGUGGGACAAGCUAAUGGCCGAGUACAACGACGUUGCCGAUGGUAAACGGGACCAGGGUGAGAGUCCUUACGUUACUGAGUUGACUGCAAUCAUAGGGCGGCCGGCGGAGGCUGCUUAA
Marchantia polymorpha subsp. ruderalis is the source of this 937-nucleotide messenger RNA. The record is from the annotation of a GenBank genome assembly. Lineage: Eukaryota; Viridiplantae; Streptophyta; Marchantiopsida; Marchantiales; Marchantiaceae.